UAGUACUGUACAGCCGUUUACAUAACAAAAAUGGCUGCGCCCUUGCGAAGGACUACCAUUGGAUUAAAAAACGGUUUUGCCAAGAAUCUGUUAAAAAGUAACAAUGAAUCGCGAUCACCUGCAUUCAGUUGUAAAAAUAUCCUAACGAGAAACUUUUCAAAUAAAUUCAAUUCUUGUCGUUUUGCAAGUUUGAAGAAAAACUGGAAAAUUGGUGCUUGCAUGACAGCCGCAACAUCAGUUUUCGCGACCAGCUAUUUUAGAUCUCGUAGAAGUUUUGCAGAUGUUGAACCAAGACCAAUAUCAAGACAUGUUCCAGGAGUUGUUGAUAUUGGGAAUCAAAAGUUCACUUUGUACCAAUUCCAGUCCUGUCCAUACUGCUGUAAGGCAAGAGCCGCGCUAGAUUAUUUUGGAUUUACUUACGAUGUGGUUGAAGUGAAUUCAAUUACUAAGUCCCAGAUGAAGUUCUCAGAAUAUAAGAAAGUUCCUGUUCUAGUGGUUGAUGGACAGAUUGGCGAUAAAGAUUUUACAUUGCAAUUUAAUGACUCCUCUACAAUAGUCAGUGUUCUCGCAAGUUACGUGUAUGACCAGAAUACACCCCUGUAUAAACUUCAUCAAUGUUACCCGGGAAUCAAAGAGAAAGAGGGCAGGAAAACUGUCUGGGAUUUCCCUAACAAGUAUUUUAUCAUGUAUGGUGAAAAUAUAGCAGAUUCACGCACUGAAACCCAGAGAAGAAAUGACAAGAAUAAUAAUAAUGAUGAUGAAGCUAUAGCAAGGGAAAGGGAUGAAAGGAAAUGGCGGAGGUGGACAGACGAUAUUCUGAUGCACACAAUUUCACCAAACGUUUAUCGCACUCUGCCAGAGUCACUAGAAGCUUUCCAUCAUUUCUCUGAAUGGGGCGAGUGGGACAAAAACUUCUCAACCGGGACAAGACUGGGAAUAGUCUAUGUAGGGGCAUUUGUGAUGUACUUCAUCGGAAAAUUGGUAAAAAGAAGACAUGACAUAAAAGACAAUCCACGGGAAUCUCUGUAUGAUGCGUGUGAUGAAUGGAUGAAAGCUGUGGGGAAAAAACAAUUCUAUGGUGGUGAUAAACCAAAUCUUGCUGAUCUUUCAGUUUACGGUGCUCUGCAUUCAUUUGAAGGAUGUCUCGCUCACAAAGAUCUUAUGGAAUUUCACCGUAUAGAAAAGUGGUACAAGCGUAUGGAGCAACAAAUAAAUGGACACGAAGGGGCGCAUCUUUUGAAAGUAGCCCCCAGUAAACAUCCAAACUUACAACUAUAGUGAAAAUAAAUUU
Molecule: messenger RNA, 1291 nt
Organism: Ruditapes philippinarum (Manila clam)
Lineage: Eukaryota; Metazoa; Mollusca; Bivalvia; Venerida; Veneridae
Product: prostaglandin E synthase 2-like
Exons: 7
Coding region: 31-1278 (415 amino acids)
Cellular component (GO): mitochondrion
Molecular function (GO): prostaglandin-E synthase activity
Source: RefSeq, a predicted model, not a curated record